AAUUGUGGUGUAAGCUUUCAGAGUGAUAGAAUGAAAUAGAUGACUUUUACAGUUGGAAGAAUGCAACAUCACCAGUGUUACUUUUACCAAUAAGAAACUUAACGCGAUUAUGUGUGUACGUGACGCCACGAUACUUUUUUUCUUCCCGGUUUACGCAUUGAAUAUGCGUAAGAAGGCGUAUAAGAAUGAAUAAGAAAUGAAUGAAAACUGCUCAGAAUGCUGAAUUGACAUACAGAAUAAAUAUGACACAGUGGAAGAUAUUUGAAUAAAGUAUACAUGCAUAUUUUAUUAUAUUGAGUAUAUUAUCUCGUGUCCAAUAGUGGUAUAAAAGUACGGGUCUCGUUUCAACCGAGAGCAUAUUAUACAUGGAUUAUGUAGCGCGUAUUAGGUUAUGUGAUAGCCAGUCUAUUUAGAUUUUGACAUUUUCUUUUUCACGUUUCAAUAAAUUGUUGGUACUUCUGUUUGAGAUAAAAAUUCUUGCUUUAGUUUUAUAGUUUUGUAUGAACAUUUUUAUUUCACACAACGUCCAUGCUUGAUGUGCGAAAGAAUACGUAUAGAAACAGUUCGUUAUUUUUCUGCAAAAGGAGGUUAUGAAUAAAUCAUUCUACUAUACUUAAUAUACGUAAAGAUGUCUUUCACUUUACAAAAAUAUGUUCAAUCGCUAUUUAAACGAAAUUUGUCGCGUAACUUCGUUGAUUCUACGCGCAUUAAAGAUAACAUUUCGCGACAAUUUAAUCAAAUAUCCAGCGCACGUUUUUUACGUUGCAAGAUUAAUACACCCAUCUCGGAAUCAUUUCGAACGAAUAUUGCUACGAAAUCAUUAUAUUGUGUCCCUCGAGCCACAUUUGUAACGAACAAAGAUGAAAGUCGGGAAUUGAUGGGCGUGUGGCCGGAUGUUGUUCGCGAUCUCACGGAAACUGGUCGAAAUUUGGAUAUACCCGACGUUACCAAAUGGACGGCAAAGGUACUACAAUAUAAUGUUCCUACAGGAAAAAAGAGUAGGGCAUUAGCUGUUGUACUUGCAUACAAAUUGUUAGUUCCUCAACAUGAUUUAACAGAAGAAAAUUUACGCUUAGCACGAAUUAUUGGUUGGUGCACAGAGCUGUUACAAGCAUUCUUGCUAAUAAAUGACGAUAUUCAAGAUCAGUCAAAAACUCGACGCGGUCAGCCAUGUUGGUACUUACAUGGUGAUAUUGGAUUAACAGCAGUUAAUGAUAGUAUGUUGCUGCAGGCAUGUUUAUAUCAACUCCUAAGAACACAUUUUAGGUCCAAAGAUUAUUACAUAAAUCUUAUAGAAUUAUUCCAAGAUACUACAUUAAAAACAGCAUAUGGUCAAUGUCUGGAUAUACUAUCAACAAACUUUGGAAAAAAACCAAAUCUAGAUCUCUUUACAAUGGAUCGAUAUAAUUCCAUUGUUAAAUACAAAACAGCUUACUAUACGUUUAUUCUGCCAGUUACAGCUGCUAUGUAUCAUGCUGGUAUUAAGGAUCCAGAGAUGUAUAGACAAGCAAAAACUAUUUUAUACGAAAUGGGUCACUUCUUUCAAGUUCAAGAUGACUAUUUAGAUUGUUAUGGUGACUCGGAAACUACUGGGAAACUUGGUACAGAUAUAGAAGUAGGAAAAUGUUCGUGGCUUAUCGUUGUAGCUUUGCAACGAGUUUCACAAGAACAAAAAAAGAUUUUAAAGGAGUGCUAUGGAGUGCCAGAUCCAGAAAAAGUGGAGCGCGUGAAACAACUUUACGAAGAAUUAGGUAUACGAAAUACCUAUUCCAUCUAUGAAGAAGAAACGUACAAUUUAUUACAUACACAUAUACAACAAAUAUCGCGUGGACUUCCACAUGAACUCUUUUUAAGGUUACUAGAAAAAACAUACCGCAGAGUGGCUUAAAAGAUUAACUACAACUACAUGAAUUGAAUCAAUAGACCCUUUUAUUUCCAAUUUCGCAAAAAAAAAAAAAACAUUUAGGAUGUAUGCUUUAUUCAGUACAAUUAUUUUGAAUAUAUAUUAUGAAUUUAUUGAUGAAGGCUGAAUAUGGACCAAUACUAAAUGCAUUUAUUUUUUAUUUUUUAAAGGAUCUAUCAUAGUAUAUUAUGUUCUUAAAAGUUGUUACGAUUAUUGUUGAAUAUAUGUAUGGCAUCAAUAGUAACAACAAAUAAUGUAUUAAUAAUUGUUAACUCCAUAUUAAGAAAAUAGGAUACUACAUGAUAUUUUGUAUGGUAUACACACAUUGUAUAAAUAUAUUUACAAAUAUUUAAUUGUU
Molecule: messenger RNA, 2261 nt
Organism: Hylaeus volcanicus
Lineage: Eukaryota; Metazoa; Arthropoda; Insecta; Hymenoptera; Colletidae
Gene: Fpps
Product: farnesyl pyrophosphate synthase
Exons: 7
Coding region: 629-1888 (419 amino acids)
Biological process (GO): trans, trans-farnesyl diphosphate biosynthetic process
Cellular component (GO): cytoplasm
Molecular function (GO): dimethylallyltranstransferase activity; (2E,6E)-farnesyl diphosphate synthase activity
Source: RefSeq, a predicted model, not a curated record